AUGCAGUCCAUGAUUCCAGAAUAUGCUACGAUCCGACCCAAGACCCCCUGUGAGCGUGCUAGAGAUGAUGUGAUAAAUGGCCUAAUUGAAGCCUUCAUCCCCACAUGUGAUGUCGCUGGACAAUACACCCCUGAGCAAUGUUCCGGCUCUACAGGUUGCUGUUGGUGUGUGAACAGUUCUGGACAGAAGAUCCUGGGUACUGAGACUCUACCAGGCACUGCUAGAAUCAACUGUGCCACACAGAAUGCUACGAUCCGAUCCAAGACCCCCUGUGAGCGUGCUAGAGAUGAUGUGAUAAAUGGCCUAAUUGAAGCCUUCAUCCCCACAUGUGAUGUCGCUGGACAAUACACCCCUGAGCAAUGUUUCGGCUCUACAGGUUACUGUUGGUGUGUGAACAGUUCUGGACAGAAGAUCCUGGGUACUGAGACUCUACCAGGCACUGCUAGAAUCAACUGUUCCACCCAGAAUGCUACGAUCCGACCCAAGACCCCCUGUGAGCGUGCUAGCGAUGAUGUGAUAAAUGGCCUAAUUGAAGCCUUCAUCCCCACAUGUGAUGUCGCUGGACAAUACACCCCUGAGCAAUGUUCCGGCUCUACAGGUUACUGUUGGUGUGUGAACAGUUCUGGACAGAAGAUCCUGGGUACUGAGACUCUACCAGGCACUGCUAGAAUCAACUGUUCCACACAGAGUAAGUGA
This is a messenger RNA of Salvelinus fontinalis (brook trout), 696 nucleotides long. Its product is annotated as saxiphilin-like. The record is from RefSeq and is a predicted model, not a curated record. Lineage: Eukaryota; Metazoa; Chordata; Actinopteri; Salmoniformes; Salmonidae. The transcript has 7 exons. Gene Ontology annotation, cellular component: basement membrane. Gene Ontology annotation, biological process: cell-matrix adhesion. The coding region runs from base 1 to 696 and encodes 231 amino acids.